Molecule: messenger RNA, 2582 nt
Organism: Carassius auratus (goldfish)
Lineage: Eukaryota; Metazoa; Chordata; Actinopteri; Cypriniformes; Cyprinidae
Product: amyloid-like protein 1
Exons: 17
Coding region: 211-2382 (723 amino acids)
Biological process (GO): central nervous system development; axonogenesis
Cellular component (GO): Golgi apparatus; plasma membrane
Molecular function (GO): alpha-2C adrenergic receptor binding; alpha-2B adrenergic receptor binding; transition metal ion binding
Source: RefSeq, a predicted model, not a curated record
AGGGUCUGGUUUUACUGAGCGGAGCCGCAACCGAGUGUCAGUUCACACCGAGAUCUGCGGACACAGGAGAUAUCUCCGAUCAGACCAGCUCGUAUCCCGCAGCAGACCGGCUCAAACCCGUUGCUUUUUCUUUUGGAAAUAAUACAUUAAUUAAAAAUAGACAAUCAAAUAAAUCAGCAAAGUUAAAUACUAAGAGGAGAAGGAAGAAGAAUGGGACAGAAAACGCCAUUAAUAUUGAUGACUUUAUUGUCUUAUUGCGUCUGGAGAGAUGAGGCCCUGGCCAUGACGGAGGUGAAUGGACCGGUUAGUCCUCAUCUGGCAGAACCUCAGAUUGCCAUGUUUUGUGGCCGUCAGCUUCUACACAUGAACACUGAGAGUGGACAUUGGGAACCAGAUCCUCAGGGGCGACAGGGAUGCUUCACCCAGCCCAGCAAGAUCCUGUCAUACUGCCAGGAGAUGUAUCCAGGACUGCAGAUCUCCCAUGUGGAAGAGGCCUCCUCUCCAGCGACCAUCCCGGGCUGGUGUAAGAAGGGCUGGGGUCACUGUCAGACCCGCUCCUUCAUCGUCGUGCCCUACCGUUGUCUGGUGGGUGAGUAUGUCAGUGAGGCACUCUUGGUUCCGGAUCGUUGCCGUUUCUUACACCAGGAGCAGAUGGAUUCUUGUGAGAGCUACGUGUACUGGCACAACAUCGCCAAAGAGGCCUGCACAGCUGACAGUCUGGAGCUGCACAGUUAUGGGAUGUUGUUGCCAUGCGGUGACCGUUUCCGUGGGGUGGAGUACGUCUGCUGUCCUGGAAGGGCAGGAUCCAGUGGACGGGGAGAGACAGAGACUACAGACACUGUACAGGGAGAAACAACACCUUUCGUGUCCAUGGCUGGUGAAAAAGUGCUCACCAGUGUGAAAACGACGCCACCCACUCCCAGUCCCUCUCCCGAGACAGACAUCGAGGAAGAUGAUAUGGAGGAGGAAGAGGAAGAGGUAGUAGAGGAAGAAGCAGAGGAAGAAGAAGAAGAAGAGGAGGAGGAAGGCAAUGAUGAAGAUCCAGCUGAGGUAGAGGAAACUGAAGAUGAGGAAGCCGCGCCGAAGGUGAAGGACCAAGAAGACUAUGAGUAUCCCAUUGACUCUCAUUUCCAAGGCCAAGACUACAUGGACAACUUCUACUACGACAAGAACCUCCAGUCUGCCAAAGCCUCCACCCAGCCUCAAACAAGGACUGACAGCCCGCCCACUCCUCGUCCUACAGAUGGCGUGGAUGUUUACUUCGAGAUGCCUGGCGACGACAGUGAACAUGCCAGCUUCCUACGUGCCAAGUUGGACUUGGAGGAACGGCGAAUGAAACGCAUCAAUGAGAUCAUGAAGGAGUGGGCAGAGGCAGACAACCAGUCAAAGAACCUGCCCAAGUCAGACCGCCAGGCACUGAACGAGCAUUUCCAGUCUGUUUUACAGACCCUUGAGGAGCAGGUAGCGGGUGAGAGGCAGAGGCUGGUGGAGACGCACCUGGCCCGCGUUGUUGCCACCCUGAAUAACAACCGCAGACUGGCUCUGGAGAGCUAUCUGAGCGCCGUGCAGAGCGACCCUCCACAGCCGGACCGUGUUCUCCAGGCUCUGAAGCGUUAUAUGGCCGCAGAGCAGAAGGACAGACGACACACUCUACGUCAUUACCAGCACAUUGAGUCAGCCGACCCUCAGAAAGCUGAGCAGAUGAAAUUCCAGGUGUACACACACCUGCAUGUGAUCGAAGAGAGGAUGAACCAGAGCCUGGCUCUGCUAUACAAGGUCCCUGGCCUGGCUGAGAAACUUCACGACGAGAUCCAGGAGCUAGUGAGAACAGAGAGGGGGGACAUCAGCGAACUGAUGACCACUUCCUUUUCUGAGACGCGCACCACUGAGGAGCUUCUUCCUGCCGAGAGUGAAGAGGAGCGAGAUGACGAGGAGGAAGAAGACAGAGCUUUCCAGAAUCGCCCUUACCCACCACGCAUCGAUCCCCAGCCUAAUGAAAAGAAAGUUUCAUCAGUGGAUGAGUAUGACUACACCACCUCUGAGAGAGGACCAACUUAUGAAUAUGAGGAGAAGAUAAACACCUCUGUGGAGCUGAAGCAAGUGGUCUACAAGUCUCCAGGAAUCCAGAGAGAUGAGCUGCAGCCAGAUGUUUUGGAGACAUUUAACCGCGGGGCAAUGGUGGGGCUUCUGGUGGUCGCCGUGGCUAUCGCUAUGGUGAUGGUCAUCAGCUUGUUACUAGUUCGCCGUAAGCCUUAUGGGACCAUCAGUCAUGGCAUAGUGGAGGUCGACCCCAUGCUGACCCCCGAGGAGAGACAGCUGAAUAAGAUGCAGAAUCACGGCUAUGAAAACCCCACUUACAAAUUCUUCGAGCAAAUGAACUGAGGAGGGCUCUGCAGUCUCCAGGCCAUGCCCUCCUCUCUCGCCUCCCGUUUAUUGAUUGGGGUUUCCACUGCAACCCCCCUCUCCCUCGUACUGUAUGUAUGACUAUAUGACCGAUGUUCAAAAUGUACAACAAACCUGGCACGUAAAUAGGGAGUUUGUAGUAAAACGUUUGCAUACUACUCUCUCAUCAGGGAGAGAGA